AUGUUCAAUUCUAAUAGAUCAUUAGGAGAAGGAGAUUUGAGAAAAUUACUGAAGAUUUAUCGCACAGAGAUUUCAAUGGCAGUGGAUGAUGUCUUCCCAUUACUUCAUGGGCUUGCUGAUCAUGAAGUUGUCACUGAAGAGAUGUUCAAGGACACUCUCCACCUGAAGGAAACUGAAGGUUGCCACAAGGCCUUUUACACCAUGUUGACAUGGCUGCUGAAUCAGGAUUUAUCUUCCAUCAAAGAUUUCUGGAUGGUCCUUUUCAAAGAGUACAACCUGGAGAGGUAUUCCAAGCUCCAGUCCAUUUGGAGCAGCUUUCCUAAAGGGUCCUUUCCUAAAGCAAAAGCUGUGAGGAAAUUAGAGAAUGCUGAGGUACAACAUUACCCACUUCCAAAUGGCAAUGCUAAGAAAUUUGUUAAAGUUGGGGAUGAAUGUUAUACAUCAUGCACAUCGGAAGAACUUGGAGAGAAUAAAGCUUAUGAAAUGAAGCCCAGCAUGAAUAACAAAGAACUCCAGGUUUCUGAAUAUAAGAACGAUGAUGAAUGUGCCAUCUGUAAGGAUGGUGGAGAGCUGAUCUGUUGUGAUGGAUGCCCUAAGGCUUUUCAUCUUGGCUGCCUUAUACCACCACUGACAGAGAUUCCAAGUGGGACAUGGAGGUGUGAUUCCUGUCUCUCAGCCCUGGGAAGGAAGCAGUGGGAAACGGCU
Python bivittatus (Burmese python) is the source of this 705-nucleotide messenger RNA. The record is from RefSeq and is a predicted model, not a curated record. NCBI's taxonomy places the organism in Eukaryota, Metazoa, Chordata, Lepidosauria, Squamata, Pythonidae.